GUCGCGACGCAAUGACUACGCAUGCGCCGAAAGCCAUCGCAGAGAAACGUCACUGGCCGCACUGCUAAGCCUGAAAGAUGAAGACUCCCCCGGACAGGACGGGCAUAAAGUUUGAGGUCGGCGCUCAACUGCAGGCCAGAGACCGCCACAAGAACUGGUACUCGGCCACCAUCGAGAAAAUGGACUACGACAAAGAGCGCGUCAUGGUCCACUACCACCAGUGGAGCCGGCGCCAUGACGAGUGGUUCCAGUGGAACUCGCCGUACUUGCGGCCGCUGGAUAGAGUCAGUCUGAGGAGGCGGGGUCUCAGCCAGACGAGCGCGUCGACGUCAUUUGUCCCCGGCACAAAGGUUCUGGCCUGUUGGACCGACUGUCGUUUUUACCCGGCCAAAAUCCUGCAGGCCAACAAGGACGACUCUUACACAGUCCGCUUCUUUGACGGUGUGGUUCGGACCGUAAAGCCCACUAAAAUCAAACCCUUCCAGAAAAAGCCGAGGCGUGAGAAGGCAGCAGUGGGAAGCGAGGGCUGGGAGGAAGGAGAGAGCGAAGAAGAGCAGAGGGCAGAAGAAGGAGACAAGGAGACAGGGAAGGAGGAGAAGAAGGCAGACGAAGAGGAGAAGGAAGGAGGCGCUGAGGGCGAGAGGACACCACAACCUCCAUCUCCAUCAUCACCUCCUCCAGUCAAGAGGAGCCAUGACAGCGAAAACACUGAGGCUGACCAGCAGCCAAUCGCGAGCGAGCUCAGCCAGCCGGCUGCCCCAAACCCCGCCCACAUCGAAAAAGGUUUCUGUGUAGAUGUCCUGUUGGAGCGCCAGGCCCACCUGCCCACCAGUCACAAAUUCAGCAGAGAACCACUGUACAGGGUGAUCAAGAACCAGCCUCCCCCCAUCCUCUCCAUCGAGUUGGACCACAACCCCUUCAAGUGUCCUUCGGAUGGCUGCACCAAGUCCUUCCGGAAGGCGAGCCUGCUGCACUACCACAUGAAGUACUACCACUCCGAGCAGCAGCAGCAGCCAGACGAGCACGGCAGCGUGGCGGAAAUGCCCAGGAGGAAGCGCUCCACUUCCGAGGGCAACCACUUCCUGUGUGACACCCCGAGCGCCGCCUGUCACCUUGACGACGGAGCGUUCAGCGCCACGCUAGCAGCAGAGAUGAAGAGGGAGGUGGCCAGGGAGAAAAGUCGUCACGAGCGGAAACAGAGGAAACACUUCCUGAGAGACAAGGUAAAGAAGAAGAAAAAGAGGAAGAAGAAGAGGAAGAAGAAGAGGAGUCUCUCAGAACUGUGCAGCAGCGACGACGACGACAACAUCUCGGCCCCGCCCCCCAUCGCCUUUACGCUUGGCGAGGACCACGGCGACGGCAGCCCCACACAUAAACGCCAACCGCUGACACACGGCGACUCGUGCCGCCCCCAGAACCACGACCAGCUCAUCCGCCUCCCGGCCGAUGACGGCAGCGACUGGUCCACGCUGACUGCCGAGAGCGGUGAGGACACGCCCUUUUGGUCCUUCGCCAUGGAGACGGAGGACUGUGAGGUGGUGAGGUGCGUGUGCGAGGUGGACGAGGAGAACGACUUCAUGAUCCAGUGUGAGUCGUGUUUGUGUUGGCAGCACGGCACCUGUAUGGGCUUGUAUGAAGACAACAUCCCGCACAACUACAUCUGCUACUACUGCAGACACUGCACAGGCUGGAGGCGUGCUCAGCGCUACCCGGCCGAGCCCGACUUGCUGGCGUCGGGUCGCAUGUUCGGCCUGUCCUGCGUGAGGGACAACUACUCCGAGGUCAACGCCUCCAAGAUCACACUUACCAGCCGCCUCCUGGCGCACACGCACGGCCUCAAUCAGGUCCUCAGCGGGCUGCAGCUCAAAAUCAGCCUCUUACUCACGCCCUCGCACCCUGACCUGCAGCUGUGGCGCUUGCCGUGGAGACCGGAGGAGGGGCGUCGGCCGGCGGGCGGUCCGAGGGGAGAGACCUCCGUCAGCUACGUCAGCAGCGAGCACUGCUAUCAGAAGCCCGGUGCAUUAUGGGAGAGUCAGGAAGGGGAGGAGACCGAGAAGCAGGAAGCUCACGACCAGCACAAGGACGUGAAGCGGGAGGACGAGGACGCAGACGGGCGCGGCGAGGACAGAAGGUCACGUGGUCACGUGACCUCGGCCACCCAGUGCCAGCUCAACCUGCUGGACCACGUGGAGAGUCUACACCAGCAUAUCUGCGCCAGGAUGGACCUGGUCGAGAAAGACCUGGACGUGUUGGAGUCCUGGCUGGACCACUCGGGCGAGCUCGAGCCUCCCGAGCCUUUGUCCCGCCUCCCGCAGCUCAAGCAGCGAAUCAGGCGGCUGCUGCGAGAGCUGUCCAUCAUCAGGCGCCUGUCCGUACGCCGCUGGCACUGACUCCCAGCCACUUGCACGCCUAGCGUUAGCUUAGCAUUAGCAUCCCUUCAUGUCAGCGUCGCACUUAACCGAGUUUUUCUUUACUUUCUAAUCAGGAAGAUAAAAACCACAUCACAUUGCCGCCAAAACACGCGCUUUCAACUAAAAGUAUCGGGACGAACAUUUCCACUAACUGCAAUUCCAGACGACAAGACUGAUGAUGUCGCCACACACAAUGUAAACAUGAUGAAUGUUUUCUAUUCUUCCACAGGAAGGUGUAAAAAGUUGUAAUUUUGAUAAGCACACCAGCGAGGUUCUUUCAAUCUCCUUUUAAAGGCAAGACGGCGUUCAAGGAGGCCGCUCAUUAAACGCUAAAGUUGUGA
Molecule: messenger RNA, 2752 nt
Organism: Nerophis ophidion (straightnose pipefish)
Lineage: Eukaryota; Metazoa; Chordata; Actinopteri; Syngnathiformes; Syngnathidae
Product: PHD finger protein 20-like
Exons: 17
Coding region: 78-2390 (770 amino acids)
Biological process (GO): regulation of transcription by RNA polymerase II
Cellular component (GO): NSL complex
Source: RefSeq, a predicted model, not a curated record